Pelagomonas calceolata is the source of this 2988-nucleotide messenger RNA. The record is from the annotation of a GenBank genome assembly. NCBI's taxonomy places the organism in Eukaryota, Pelagophyceae, Pelagomonadales, Pelagomonadaceae.
UAGCCGGCUUAGCGCUUGGCCGUCCCGUCGCGGCGCAGGGCCCGGGAUUCGCGGCCUGCAGCCUCAGGGCUCAUUGGUAGCCCCCCAGCGUGCGCCACCGCUGCCCCGGCCGCGCGGCGGCGCGCGUUGCGGCCAGAGAAGACCUACAUCGCGGUAGAGGGGCAGCCCCCCCAGCGCCGACGAAAUGGCCGACGACGCCGGCGACACGCCCGGCGCGGACCCCGCCGUGACGUCCGUGCCGCCGGCGCAGACCAUGGCCGCGGCGCCGGCGCCCGCCGGCUUCGGGGAGCGGCCCGCGACGCGCGGCGACACCCCGGCAGCCAAUUCCGACGCCGCCGAUAUACCGGAUGAGGCCGAACAGCAGCUCGUCGCGGACAUGGUGAACAACCCCAUGCUCGACAAGGUCCAGAAGAUCUUGGUGGAGACUCUGUUACGAGAGCAGCAACGCACGGCCAACGAAGCUAGGGAGCUCGCGGAGAUGGCCCAGCGAGCAUCGAGGAAGCGCGAAGAUACGGGUGUGGAGUUGUAUGGUGCUCAACAACAGUUAGCAAGACUCCAACUCUCGCUGGAGCAGAUCCACGCCAAUGCCGCCGAACUCGCGGAACAGCGCGCGCACGAGGAGACGGCCGCGCAGGAGGCUAGAGCUAGACACGGCUCCCUCAACAAAGCUUUGAGUGAUAGAAGGAAGCACGUCGCCAAGAACCAGGCGGAGUUAGACGCGAUCAACGACACGCUCAGACAGGUCGAAACUUAUAAUGAGGAGAUGCAAAAAGAGAUCGCCGUCACUAAAAGAGCUACUUAUAAGGCCGAGGAGCAGGUCCAGUCCCUCGAGAAAGCUAAAGAAGGCCAGGACCUCUAUGUGAACAAGCUUGAUGAGAGGGCUCGCGUGCUCGGUGAGCGCAUCGCGGUCACGGAAGCUCGCUUAGCGAAGCAGCAGGAUGAAUCCGCCGAGGCUCGCAAACUCCUAGCGGAAACGGGCCAGGAGAUGGACUUGGUGGCCUUUGAAAAAAAACAGUUGCUGCAGCAGUGGAAAAGCUCUCUGGUGCAGCUAGCGAGACGAGAUGAGGCCUUAGCGGCGGCCCAGACACAACUAGAGGCCGCGAGAGAAGUCAUCCGAGAUGUGGAGAACGAGAUAAUAGGCACGAGGCGAGAGGAAAACAAACAAAUCACAGCCAAUCGAUCCUUGGAAGAACUCAGUGGAAAAAUAGGCUUGCAAGAGGCCCAGUGCGUCGAGGAGACCCAGAAAUACACGGCGGAAGCCGACGCCGUCGCGGCGCAGUUCGACCUGCUCCACGCGGCCAUGACCCAGGUCGACGAGGAGGAGAAGAAGAUCGCGGAGGAAGGCAAGCACACGAAGGACGGCCUCGGGCAACUCUCGGCGAACAUCCAGAUCGUGACCGUCGAGCGCCAGAAGAUCGAGCAGAAGGUGUUAUCAGCUGCGUCUGAUAGGGCAACCAUAAACAACGCGAUCGAGGCCCUCAAGAAGCCUCUGAAGGCCGUGAAGCAACGGACGCAAGACCUCGAGAUGCAGCAGGUCAUGGUCGACAACGAGCUCGCUCGAGUGAAGAUCGACGCGCUGAACACGAAGGCGCACAACGACCAACUCAAGGAAACUUUGGCAAGCUUCGACGUCAAGCUCAAGGAGCAGGAGGACCUCAUCGGCAAGUACCAGCGGGAGAUCCGGCAGAGACAUGAUGAUGUCGAGAAGAAGACGUUGCGGGUCGCGUUUCUGAACCGAAAGUUGCAGUUGCACUUGAAGGAUAUUGAUCUCGGGCCGGAGGAGGCCAUGGGUCCGCUCGAGAAUGAAAUACGGAUGCUGCGCAAGGAGACCUCAAAGAUCAAAGAAGAAUGUAGUAGAUUGCAGGGGGUCUGGCUGGCCGAUCAAACAAGAUUGGUAGAAGUUGCUCAGAGGACCGAGGCUAUCCUCGAGGAGACGGCUGAACUCAGAGCUCGCAAUCGCAUCUUGGAUGAACGGCGCAUUCGCAUCACGAAGGAAGGCACGGAGAAACGAGCGGCCGUCGCGGCUUUGCAUAAAGCUACCGCGGGCAUGCGCGCCGACACGGCUCGGUUGAAUGAGCUCAUCGGGAAGCACACGAAGCAGCAGGAAGCCUUGUCCAAUGAGACCGGGGUGUUGGAGUUAUCAUUUAGGGCGGAGUUGAAGGAGUUAGAAACAGAAAGCUUAGCCGCCGAGCAGAAGGUCCACGAGGCUCGUUCCCGGAAAAACGUCUUGCUGGAGGAGGUCAUUGACGGGGAACGCCAAGUCCUGUUGUGGGAGAAGAAGAUCGAGCUUGAGCGGGAGACGCAGGCGGCGUUGGACCCGUCCGUGGGCACCGGUGAAAUCAAGGCCAUGGAGAUCGAGAUCCACCGGAUGAAGAUGCGCCUCGAGGGUCUACAGCGCGAACAGGAGGCCAUGAUCAAGGAGAUGGAGCGGGGUAUCGCGAAAAGAGAAGCUAUCACGCUGCGAUAUAAGGGGAAAGCGCGGCCGACGGCCCUGGAACAUACGAAGCAGUCGCUCAGGGAGCACGUCAAGAAGUUGCGCGGUAAAAUUCAAGCUACAGCUAGGGAAGCCUCGCAGCUCUCAAAUGCUAUCACUAAUAAGAAACAGGAGCUGGAUACGUCUACUUCGGAGUUAGCUGAUGCUACUGCGAGAUACGGUUCGCUCGAGACGGACGCCAACGACCUCCAGCAGGCCAUCAAUCGCUUGUUGUACGAGAAGCAGCGGCGGGCCGAGUUGCAAGCGGCGAAGGAGGCGACUGUUGGAAGGUACUUGGAUCUAGAAAGAGGUACGGCCGAACUCAGAGGCCCGGAGCACGCGUCCGAGGUGGACGCGGCUCUAUCUCGGGGCGCCGAGAAUUUGGGCCGGUGCCGCGACGUCAUCGCCGCGUUAGGAAAGCGCUUCGACUACCUCGCGGAGCCGCUCGGGCGCAUCAAGCACCUGGCUGAUGAUGCCGAAGCUGGUCAGUUGGUGGCCACCUAAGUUGUUCCAAU